UAUUCUUUAUUUUGAUAGAUUAAAAACAAACAAAAAACAAGGUUCAAAGAGUUUAAGCCAUGCUUUGCUCGGAUAUAUCCCAGAUGUACCCAGCUUCAGAACUCAGGCUUCUAAACCACUGAAUGACCUGGUAGAAUUCUUGUCCUUCCUGAGCCCCCGGUUUCCAGCUUCUAACAAAGGGAGCGUUAUUAGCCUGAAGCCUGGGUUUGCAGAGUACGCUGGCAGAUGGACAUCUGUAGACAGGAUGUUCUCGCCGAGAGAGGUAAGCGACCAUUUCCCCAGGAACUGACAGGAAUGCCUCCCUCAGUGGCCAGUGCCUCAGAAGCCGAACACCGCCUGUUCCAGUACCUGUUCGAAGAUUACAACGAGAUCAUCCGGCCCGUGGCCAACGUGUCCCACCCGGUCACCAUCCAGUUCGAGGUGUCCAUGUCUCAGCUGGUGAAGGUGGAUGAGGUAAACCAGAUCAUGGAAACCAACCUGUGGCUGAAGCAGAUCUGGAAUGACUACAAGCUGAAAUGGAAACCUUCCGACUACCAAGGGGUGGAGUUCAUGCGUGUCCCCGCAGAGAAGAUCUGGAAACCAGACAUCGUGCUUUAUAACAAUGCCGAUGGGGAUUUCCAGGUGGAUGACAAGACCAAAGCUCUCCUCAAGUACACAGGGGAAGUGACUUGGAUCCCUCCCGCCAUCUUUAAGAGCUCGUGCAAAAUUGAUGUGACCUACUUCCCAUUCGACUACCAAAAUUGCACCAUGAAGUUCGGCUCCUGGUCCUACGACAAGGCAAAGAUCGACCUGGUCCUCAUCGGCUCCUCCAUGAACCUCAAGGACUACUGGGAAAGCGGCGAGUGGGCCAUCAUCAAAGCCCCGGGCUACAAACACGAGAUCAAGUACAACUGCUGCGAGGAGAUCUACCAAGACAUCACGUACUCGCUGUACAUCCGCCGGCUGCCGCUGUUCUACACCAUCAACCUCAUCAUCCCCUGCCUGCUCAUCUCCUUCCUCACCGUGCUCGUCUUCUACCUGCCCUCCGACUGUGGAGAGAAGGUGACGCUCUGCAUCUCCGUGCUCCUCUCUCUGACCGUCUUUCUCCUAGUGAUCACCGAGACCAUCCCUUCCACCUCGCUGGUCAUCCCCCUGAUCGGGGAGUACCUCCUCUUCACCAUGAUCUUCGUCACCCUGUCCAUCGUCAUCACGGUCUUCGUGCUCAACGUGCACUACAGAACUCCAACCACACACACGAUGCCCACGUGGGUCAAGGCUGUGUUCCUGAACCUGCUCCCCAGGGUCAUGUUUAUGACGAGGCCGACCAGCAGCGAGGGAGAUGCUCAGAAGCCGAGGACCUUCUACAGUGCCGAGCUCUCAAACCUGAACUGCUUCAACCGCGCAGACUCCAAAAGCUGCAAGGAAGGCUACCCGUGCCAAGAUGGGAUGUGCGGCUCCUGCCACCACCGCAGGGUAAAAAUCUCGAACUUCAGCGCUAAUCUCACGAGAAGCUCAAGUUCCGAGUCUGUCGAUGCCGCCGUGUUGUCCCUCUCCGCUCUGUCCCCGGAAAUCAAAGAAGCCAUCCAAAGUGUGAAGUAUAUUGCUGAAAACAUGAAAGCACAGAAUGUAGCCAAAGAGAUUCAAGAUGAUUGGAAGUAUGUUGCCAUGGUGAUUGACCGAAUCUUCCUCUGGGUUUUCAUCCUGGUGUGCAUUUUAGGGACGGCGGGAUUAUUUCUACAGCCCUUGAUGGCCAGAGAUGACACAUAAAUUGUGAACUCUGUCCAGUGAGGCUCCCCGUACUGACGCGGGGGCACCUUCUCAAUAGCACGACAGUAUCCAGUCACCAGCUUUAAGUUUGCUAGUUAAAGGGUUAGUUAUUUUCAACUCAUCUUGAUUUUUGGCAAAAAAAAAGUAGAAGAAAAAUGUCUAGUUAUUUACUAUGGAUAAAUGAACAUUUAACUAGCCUUGCUGAUAGAACAUGUCAAAAGGCUCCUUUUCUUGUGGUUGAAACUUAACUAGAUAGAAAAACUUCCCAUUCACAAAUACUAAAUCCAUUAGCUCGGUAUCUCUAUAGAUUUCCUCAUUCAUUUAGUCCGUUAAUCUCCUGGAAUUACAGACUAUAUUUCAGCAGUGCCCUGCAGUUCUUGUUUCUUACUGUCUUUCCCAAGUCCAAGGGCUGGUGGUCCAUUUCAGUGUCUGUGUUGCUGCUAAAUCGCACAUGAUCAGACCCUGAGUAAUUACACCCGCUCUCACACUCACUGUUAAUAAACUACCCUAGUCUGUUUACGUCGCUAAUUUAGGAAAACAUCCUGUAGAGCCCUGCAUGGCUUUAAUCCCAGCACUCAGGAGUCAGAGACAGAGACCGGUGGGAUCUCUGAGAAUUUGAGGCCAGCCUGGUCUAGAUAGUGAGUUCCCCACCAGCCAGAACUGCAUAGUGAAAUGCUAUCUCAAAACAACAAAAAUCCCACAAACAGGACAACUUAGACACAAAGUUAUUCUUAUAGUUUAGGAGCCUGAGAAGCCUAAGGUCAAGGCACCAGCAAGACUGUCUGGGGAGGAGUCUUCCUCAUGAAACAGACCUUCCAGUGUGUCUUCCCAUGGCUGGAAGGGCUAGUCUUUUUGGGGUCGUUUACAAGAGUACUAAUUCCAUUCAUGAGGGCAUGACCCCAGGACCUAAGAACCUCCCAAACAGUAUUGUACAUGGGAGCUGUAGGGAGCCAUCCAGACCACAGGAGGGGCCAUCAGAGCAGGCACAAGGCUUUGGGCUCCGGAGUUCUGCUGGGGGUGUGAGACAUGUGGACUUCGGCAGCCCUGUGGCUUCUGCCCACUGGAUGCUAACAACAAGCCUCCCACCUCAGCUGUGGGGAUGCCCGGAAUGUAAGACGUCAUCGGAAUUGGUUCUGCUUAAGGAGCUGAUUUGAACAAACCGAGUUUCCCGUAUUCCACUUCUGGACCUGACCCACAAAUGAUAGAGAUCAUUCACAGAGACCAUUUGAGUAUUCUCACUAGUUGUGUUUUUUCUCUAUGCAAAAUAAAACCUGACAGUUGCAAUUCACUGUGGCUCAUAUUUCAAUAAGUCAAAAGGAAGAGUUCUAUGAAAUUUAUUGGCCUAAAAAUAUCCUAACAGUAAUGGUGAUCUAAGAGAUGAACAAUUUAUACAAACGAAGAUAGCUAACAAGCAAUUUACAUCAAACCAGAUUUUAUUACCAUUUCCUCACUAAGAAACAUAGGUGGGUGGUGGUGGCACAUGCCUUUGAUCCCAACACUCAGAAACGUUUAUUUGGACUCGUGGUUUCAGUGCAGACACUGGUCACUCAGCCUGUUGCUUUGGGGCUUGUAAUGAGACUACAUCAUGGCAGGGAGCGUAUGAUUCAUCAGUGACAUUCCCCUAAAGGCAGCCUGGAAGCAAAGAGAAUGGGGAAGAAGCUGGACUUCAUGCUUUCUGUGAAGGACACAGUCCCAAGGACGGGGCUCCUCCCCUCCCUAAAGGUUCCACCUCCUCCCUGCAGCUCCAACAGGCUGGUGACCAGGCCUUCAGUACACUGGCCGUUGGCACUUAUUCAAAGUGGCAUUCUGUCCCUGGCCCCAAAGGCUUAUUCCAUUUCAUAAUGUUUCUCCAAGAGUUUCCAAAGUCUUAACUGCUUCAAAAUUAUUCACCAGUCUGUGUCAAAAGUUUUCUUUGAGACUCGUGGCAGAUCCAGCUGAGAAGCUACAAAAAGUAAAAAGAUUACUUAUGUUCAGAAUACAACAACACGAGGUAAACAUUCCUGAUCCAAAAGGAGGCAUAGAUAUGUAUGAUGAUCUUUUAUUUGUACUGAAAUGUGAUUUUAUCUGUAUGUUAAUAAAGUUGCCUGGGGAUCAGAGUUAAG
This is a messenger RNA of Peromyscus leucopus (white-footed mouse), 3848 nucleotides long. It is a transcript of the gene Chrna3, whose product is annotated as cholinergic receptor nicotinic alpha 3 subunit. Gene Ontology annotation, molecular function: acetylcholine-gated monoatomic cation-selective channel activity; 2 iron, 2 sulfur cluster binding; transmembrane signaling receptor activity. Gene Ontology annotation, cellular component: postsynaptic membrane; synapse; neuron projection. The record is from RefSeq and is a predicted model, not a curated record. The transcript has 5 exons. Gene Ontology annotation, biological process: regulation of membrane potential; chemical synaptic transmission; nervous system process. Lineage: Eukaryota; Metazoa; Chordata; Mammalia; Rodentia; Cricetidae. Bases 226 to 1746 code for a protein of 506 amino acids.